Messenger RNA from Lottia gigantea (owl limpet), 1500 nucleotides. RefSeq lists its product as hypothetical. NCBI's taxonomy places the organism in Eukaryota, Metazoa, Mollusca, Gastropoda, Lottiidae. Gene Ontology annotation, cellular component: plasma membrane. Gene Ontology annotation, molecular function: voltage-gated proton channel activity. The transcript is spliced from 6 exons. Gene Ontology annotation, biological process: proton transmembrane transport. The record is from RefSeq and is a predicted model, not a curated record. Bases 1 to 1500 code for a protein of 499 amino acids.
AUGAGGAGAGCAAAUAUAGUCUCUUUAAAAAUACUGUGUGCUGGUUCACAUUUUGUAAAAAGAAAAAUUGAGGUUUUUGAUGCAGUGAUAAUUCUCCUGUCCUUUAUAGUAGAUUUAAUAUUUUUGAAAGGUUUAUCUAAUUUUGCCAUCAGUGACUCCAUCUUUAUUCUGGCUUUCUUGUUGCCAUGGAGAGUCAUACGGGUUGUAAAUAGUCUAGUCGUAGCUGUGAUAGAUCAUGAACAUGUUAAACUUCGCCUUCUGUACAGUCGCAAAAAAAAACUGGAUAAAACUGUCGAUAAUCUUCGAAACGAGGUGGACGAACUCAAGGGCUUGUUACAUGAAGUUCGGACAUUUUGUAUCAAAGAUGGAAUGGAAGAAUGGAAGAUUGAUAAUCUCCUAGGAAAGUUCGCCCCGCGUCGAAGAAAAGAUUCAAAAUUCUACACUUUAGUAAAAUUGGUGAUGAGUACAGCGUCUGUGGCUGAUGAUAAAGAUUCAGUGAGUUCAGGUUCAAUGGAUAAUGAAAUCAGUCAGUUUGCAAGACGGGAGAGUGUUUUAAAUGAAUAUGACGGCUGUAGUACAAGUAACGAAAAUACAGUUAAUAGUUAUAACUUUUUAUCAGUUCCCAACGCUUACGAUACAGGUUCCAUCACCUCCGACAACGACAUGUCCGUUAGUUCCCGACGUUCUUCGAUUGAUGAUACCAGUCGACGUAGUUCCAUCACAGAUUUGGUAUUUCCAGUUCCGCGAUUUAUCGUCACUAAUCCAGAGGUCAACAAGAUUCCAUCAGAUGUUGAAUCAAUUGGUUCAACUAAUCAGAUCAGUCCUAUUACAACUCGUAAAGGAGCGACCAAUCAGCUUUCUCCCUACAAUGCUCGUAAAUCCUCAUCCAAUAGAAGCCCUGCAAAUACUCGAAAACAAUCGCCCAAUCAUCUUAGUCCAUUAACAUGUAAAAAAUCAUCGUCAUCGAAAAAAGACAAAUCAAGUCGUAAAAAAUCCUCCAGCAAACAUGCGUCGAAACAGAGUAAAAAUAGUUCCUCCAAUCAGAACUCUCCUACUAUCAGUAGAAAUAAUUCAGCCAACCGGCAAUCUCCUACAUUGUAUAGAUCUAAUCAACAGUCGCCUACUUUAGUUAGAAACAGUUCAGCCAAUCAAAUUUCAUCUUGUUUAAGUAGAAAUUUUUCAACCAAUGAACUGUCAGGUGACAUGAACGAGAAUAUUUCAACCAAUGAGCUGCCAGCUGACUAUAAUGGAAAUACUUCAGCCAGUGAAACCUCCCCUUGCUUAAGUAGGAAAAAUUCGGCCAAUGAACUGACGCCUAUCUUAAGUAGGAAUAAUUCAGCCAAUCAGCUUGCCUCUUGCUUAAGCAGACAUAAUUCAGCCAAUCAGUUGACUCCAUGUUUAAGUCGUAACAGUUCGACCAAUGAUUUGAGUGAUAAUUGUAAAGACAAUCGGGCCAGAGUGAGGCGUUCACCACAGCGUGUCAACUUCGCGUUGUCAUAG